CAACCAACAAACUGAACCAAACCAAACACACAUUAAAAAAAAAAUGAGAACCAAGCCCAAUCCAGACCCUUUCUCUUUGUUUAGUUGUCUACUCUUCUUCUUCUUCUUCCAUGUCAAUUCCCAGCUCCCACCAAACAUCACAGGCUACACUUGCUCCCCAAACCAAACCACUUAUCCGUGCCAAACCUACGUUUCUUAUCGACCCAACGCACCCGAUUUCCUCGACCUCGCUUCCAUUGCUGAUCUUUUCAAUCUCAGUCGUUUAAUGAUAUCCGAACCAAGCAGUAUUUCCACCCCAUCAGCUCCUCUCAUUCCUAACCAGCUCCUCUUCGCCCCCAUAUCAUGUGCUUGCAACUCCAUUAACGAUACCGUGGGUAGUCUUUCAGCUGCUAAACUCACUUACACCAUCCAAAGAGGCGACACUUUUUAUCGAGUAUCGAGUUUGAAUUUCCAGAACCUCACCACUUACCAAUCCGUCGAAGCUUUCAAUCCUAACGCCGUUCCUACUCAGCUCAAUAUUGGCGAUCGGAUUGUUUUUCCGAUCUUCUGCAAGUGUCCUAACGAAACCCAGAUCCGAAACGGUGUGAAUUACCUCGUUACUUAUGUGUUCCAGCCGUUUGAUAAUUUGUCUGUCGUUGCUUCGAGGUUUGGGGUUCGAACACAGGACAUAAUUGAUAUCAAUGGCGAUAACAUUCAGCUCUCCGAUACUAUAUUCAUCCCUGUGAAUCGUUUACCUGUUUUGACUCAACCUGAGCCAGCCCCUGCAGGUUCUCCUGGAGGAACUGAGAGGACAGGUGUCAUUGUUGGACUGUCCGUCGGGUUAGGAAUUUGUGGGAUUUUGAUGAUUUUGUUCCUUUUCGUGUUGGUUUAUAGAGAGGUUUUAUCUAACAAGAGAGCUAAGGAGAAGGAUGAAGAGAAUCAGAGGUUGAAGAUGAACAAGCCUGGGAUGGGGUUGAAGGGAGUUGAAGCUGAUUUAAUGGCGGAUGUAUCAGAUUGCUUGGAUAAGUAUAGAGUUUUCAAGGUUGAUGAGCUUAAAGAAGCCACUGAUUUCUUCAGUGACAGUUGCUUGAUUCAGGGAUCUGUUUAUAAAGGUUCCAUUGAUGGAGAUGCCUAUGCAAUCAAGAAGAUGAAAUGGAAUGCAUGUGAAGAGCUUAAGAUCUUACAAAAGGUAAACCAUGGAAAUCUAGUGAAGUUAGAGGGCUUCUGCAUUGAUCCUGAAGACACAAAUUGCUAUCUGGUCUACGAGUUCAUCGAAAACGGCUCGCUUUUCUCUUGGCUUCACGAAAACGAGAACGAAAAAUUGAACUGGAAAACGAGGUUAAGAAUUGCAGUCGAUGUUGCCAACGGUCUGCAAUACAUCCAUGAACAUACAAGGCCUAGAGUGGUACAUAAAGACAUCAAAACCAGCAACAUUCUCUUGGACUCCAGCAUGAGGGCCAAGAUCGCCAACUUUGGGCUAGCGAAAUCCGGCUGCAAUGCCAUAACGAUGCAUAUUGUCGGCACCCAAGGAUACAUCGCGCCGGAAUAUCUCGCGGAUGGGGUGGUCUCGACGAGGAUGGACAUUUUCUCCUUUGGGGUGGUUUUACUCGAGCUUGUAUCGGGCAGGGAAGCCAUUGAUGACGAAGGGAAGCUUUUAUGGGCAAGUGUUGAAGGAAUUUUGGAUGGGAAUGAGGAGAGGAAGGUGAGGAAAGUGAAGGAAUUUAUGGAUGGAAGUUUACUGGAGCAGAGUUUAUCAAUGGAGGGUGUGAUGAAUGUUAUGGCCGUCGCUGUUUCUUGUCUGAAUAAAGAUCCGACUAAACGUCCUAGCAUGGUCGAUAUAGUUUAUACAUUGUGUAAGAGUGAUGAUUUUAUUUUCGACGAAUCCGAGGAUAAUCUAUCGGCUCCUCCGGUUGUUGCGAGGUAAACUAUUGCUCAUACUCGAGUCAGGAAUCUUGCCGGAACUCUCGUCUUGAAUUCGGAAAACAUAGGUAGUAGUUAACUAGUGAUAAUACUUGUAGCAUGCCAGAGAUAUUUGUUCAGCUUGUAUGAGGGUUGGUCUCCUCCAAUUUACUUG
Hibiscus syriacus is the source of this 2053-nucleotide messenger RNA. Its product is annotated as serine/threonine receptor-like kinase NFP. Gene Ontology annotation, molecular function: ATP binding; protein kinase activity. Lineage: Eukaryota; Viridiplantae; Streptophyta; Magnoliopsida; Malvales; Malvaceae. Gene Ontology annotation, biological process: protein phosphorylation. The record is from RefSeq and is a predicted model, not a curated record. Bases 44 to 1903 code for a protein of 619 amino acids. The transcript has 2 exons.